Adineta steineri is the source of this 936-nucleotide messenger RNA. NCBI's taxonomy places the organism in Eukaryota, Metazoa, Rotifera, Eurotatoria, Adinetida, Adinetidae. The record is from the annotation of a GenBank genome assembly.
AUGGAUCUCAUUGCUAGUACAGGUGGUGAAGAAAGUGUUUCUGUACUACUCGGUUACGGAACUGAAAGCUUCAUAGCGCCGCUGAAGUCUCCAACUGGUAAUCAUCCGCAACAGUUGGCUGUCGCUGAUUUCAAUAAUGAUAAACACUUAGAUAUCAUCACCGCCAGCUAUGCAGACGAGGUAAGUAUACAACUUGGUUAUGGCAAUGGGAGUUUUGGACUGCCAACAAGUUUUGCAAUUAGCAGUUCUCCAUUUGGAAUGGCUGCCGUUGAUAUCAAUGGUGAUACCUAUAUGGAUAUCGUUGUACUAACCGGUUACAUGUGUGAUACGUUUCUAGGCUAUGGAAACGGAAAGUUUGCACCGAAAGUGUCUUUUAUUGCUGAACGGGAUUCAUUAGGACUAGUUGUUGAUGAUUUUAACAACGAUAACCAUAUUGAUAUAGCCGUCACAAGUGUAACCGAAAGGGUUGUGAAAGUUUUUCUUGGAUAUGGGAAUGGAACCUUUCGAGCAGCAAUUUCUACUUCAACUCUAGCCCAACCAUUAGCAAUUGCUGCCGGAGACUUUGAUUGCGAUCAAAAGAUGGAUCUCGCAAUUGCUAGCUGUGGAACUAACAGAUUGUAUAUCUUUCGUGGGUUUGGUGAUGGGCGUUUUGGUGCAUCGAUGAAUUAUUCCACUCCAGCGUGUCCGACAUACAUAGCAAUCCACGAUGUCAACAAUGACAACCACUUGGAUCUCGUUAUUGCUAACAGAGAUAAUGAUACUUUCAGUAUAUUUCCUGGUUUUGGUAAUGGAAGUUUUGGGAUACAACUGGUUUUUCCUACUGGAAGGGACCCGCGCUCUCUUACUGUUGGUGAUUUCAAUGUUGAUGAUCGAUUGGACGUUGUCGCCGCUGGUUAUACAAGUGGAACUAUCGAUGUCUCUCUCAACAUAUGUUAA